This is a messenger RNA of Heterotrigona itama, 1724 nucleotides long. NCBI's taxonomy places the organism in Eukaryota, Metazoa, Arthropoda, Insecta, Hymenoptera, Apidae. The record is from the annotation of a GenBank genome assembly.
GAAGAAGAAGAAGAAGAAGAAAACGAUCGUGCUCCGGUGAAGUGUCGGCAGAAGCAAAGACCAGAUACGAGAAAGUAGUCGAGAGUGGACGGCCGAGGAGAUCGGGUGCUCGAUAAAGAAUUUCACCUUCGAGAUCGAGAAAAAAGGAUCCUCGAGUACCUUUCAAGAGGAGAGGGCACGUGUGAUCCGAGACGCGUUACCGGUAUACCCGACACGUCACGCGCAAAAGUCGUCCAAUUUUUACGCCGUAGGUCAGGAAUCUGGUGGCGCGAGAGAUACGAUCGGCGUCGAUUUUCGUUCUUCUUCGUCCCUUUCAGUCGAGAACGUCUCGAGAUCCGGUCUUUUCCGAUAUCCAGCUGAACCACAGGAGGCAGACAACAAGGGGAAAAACAAUCGGCACUUGUCGAAGCUGCACGCCGAGGGGCGGAGGGGAUGGAGAUGCGCCUCGUUCUCGUGACGAUCUGCCUCCUUCUCGUUACCCCCAUCGCCGGCUCGUUCUGGACCGUUGGAAAUCAGGUGGUGAUGGAUCCGAUGCUCAUCUGCAAGAAGACUAGAAGACUGAAGGGCAAGAUGGCGGACAUCUGUCGCAAGGAACCCUCGUUGCUGAAGGAGAUCGCGAAAGGCGUCCAAGUCGGAACCAAAGAGUGUCAGUACCAGUUUCGAAAUCGCAGAUGGAACUGCACCACCAUGAGAAGAUCGCUGCGAAAAAUUUUGCUACGUGAUACCAGGGAGACGGGCUUCGUGAACGCCAUCACCGCGGCCGGAGUGACUUACGCGGUCACGAGAGCUUGCACCAUGGGACAUCUUGUCGAGUGCUCGUGCGACAAGAUGACGUCGAAAGAUAAUCGGCUGGACAAGCUGACCCGUACCGUCGAGAUGGAGAAGAGCCUGCCGACCGAGGGUGACUGGGAGUGGGGCGGUUGCGGCGACAACGUGAAGUUCGGAUUCAAGAAGUCGCGGGACUUCAUGGACGCCCCUUAUCGCAAGCGCAGCGACAUCAAGACGUUGGUGAAGCUGCACAACAACAACGCCGGUCGUCUGGCCAUCAGGGACUUUAUGAGCACGGAGUGCAAGUGCCACGGGCUCUCGGGUUCGUGCACGGUCCGUACUUGCUGGCGGAAAAUGCCGGCGUUCCGCGACGUCGGGAACAGGCUGAAAGAGUCGUUCGACGGCGCGGCGAAGGUGAUACCGAGCAACGACGGGCACAGCUUCAUCACGGAGGGGCCGACCAUCAAGCCACCGGACAGAUUCGAUCUGAUUUACAGCGAGGACUCGCCGGACUUCUGCAAGCCGAACAGAAAAACGGGCUCGCUGGGCACGCAGGGACGACGUUGCAACUCCACCAGCCAGGGAGUCGACGGAUGCGAGCUGCUCUGCUGCGGCAGAGGCUACGACACCAGGGUCGUCAAGGAGAAGAUCAGCUGCGAAUGUAGGUUCCGAUGGUGCUGCGAGGUCACUUGCAACACCUGCCUGGUUAAGAAAACGGUCAACACUUGUCGCUAACGCGAGCCGGCUGCCCGCCGAUCGUAUUUCGAAUAGACGUUUGUAAUAUACGUUUGUCGCGCCGUCGGAUUGUUCGUGUGCGAGGGUCCAGUCACGAAGAAUUAGUCGUAAAUAUGUCUUUCGAAGCUUUCCAGGUAUCUCCCUAGCUGUUCGUUCCGAGCGUUCUCGCGUUUCGAGCUGGCUCGCUCGCUCGCGUCGCUUCAUUCGCUUACGUCCGCCAC